Heterotrigona itama is the source of this 1363-nucleotide messenger RNA. The record is from the annotation of a GenBank genome assembly. NCBI's taxonomy places the organism in Eukaryota, Metazoa, Arthropoda, Insecta, Hymenoptera, Apidae.
AUGAUUCAGGAAGACGUUCCUACUAUAUUACAAGAAUUUGUACAACCUCGUGUAAUAAAUCAGGAUAUGUUAAUAAACUUGGUAAUUGAACAAGGACCAAAAGGAGAGGCUGGUAAACUCUUUUAUGAAGACGGUAUUAACUUGCACGAAACAAAAAAGAUUCGAAUUGAGUUUCUUAAUAUUUUAAAAAUUGAUUACCUGUGGGUGAUGUCAAAUUUGAUACAAUUGAAAUUGUCCAAUAACAUAAUUGAAAAGAUAGAAAAUCUAGAUGUCCUUGUCAAUUUGAAAGAAUUAGAUCUUUCCUUCAAUCGUAUCAAAACAAUAGAGAACUUGAACAAUUUAACAAAAUUAGAAAUAUUACUUCUAUUUAACAAUAAAAUUAGUGAAAUAGAAAACAUAGAUGACUUAAGUAAUUUAACAAUUUUUAGUAUUGGUAAUAAUAUUGUAACAGAUUCGAAACAUCUGGAUGCACAAGAAGAAUAUGAAAAGAAAUUAGUUUUCCUUACUGCUGCAUAUAUAGAAUAUCUUGAUGAUGAUUAUCUCUUUCAUCAAAUGUUUGAAGAUGAUAAAGAAGGAAGAGAUUUGUCUAUGGUAAAUGAAGAUACACAAAAUGCAUUUGAAGAAUACAAGAUAAAUUUUUCUGCUUUAUGCAAAGAGUUUUGUGAAAUAGGUUUGGAAGAACAUGAUAAACGAAUAAAUGAAAUAAAUCUUUAUGAUAUCGCUGUAAAUGAAGGUAAAAGUAUUUCAGAAAAUCGAGGUAGAAUGAUUGUAAAUGAAGUCUUGCAUAAGAAAACUGAUAUUUUGGUAACUAUCAAGCAAUUGAUAAAAGAAUUAACUGGAAAUGUAGAUACUGUUAGAUUAGAAAACAUAACUAAAGAAGCUCAUCAGUUAUCUGAAGAAUUUAAUGAUAUAAUAACUGAUGCAUGGACAAAAUUGAUGUCUAUUGAAGUGGACUUACAUGAACAAAUGGAGGAUAUAAAUGAAGUAUUUAGAAUUAACAUGUCUGAUAUGAUGGAUUCUUUUCUAACAAUUGCACGAGGAUAUUUUUCACAAUUACGUAAUUGUGAAGCAGAAUAUAAUGAUACUAUUAAUGGAUUAAUUUUAUAUUAUCUUAGCGGUUUUGGGGAUGAUGUAAAGUUACCACGUCAUUUAUUAAAUUUAUGUGAAGAUAAAGACAUGUUAAAUUAUAAUCUUAAUAAUUCUCAUGAAAGACAUUUGCAAAUAUGAGAAAGAAAGAAAUAAUCAGCAAAUACUAGAAAUAUCACACUUCGCGGAUUCUCAACAACAAGAAUUCUCACAACUAUUACAACAAUUAAAUUUAAAUACUGAUGAUUCAGAAGUUAUAUUAGCACUUGAUGAAUAA